AUGGCUGCGUCCACCCGGUCUGUCUGCUCCAGUGACCUGACCUACGGCGGCCGCGUCUGCCUGCCUGGUUCCUGUGACUCUUGCACAGACUCCUCCUGGCAGGUGGACGACUGCCCAGAGAGCUGCUGCGAGCCUCCCUGCUGCGUCCCCAGCUGCUGCCAGCCCCUUUGCUGUGUCCCCAGCUGCUGUCAGUCCUCCUGCUGUGUCCCCAGCUGCUGCCAGCCCUCUUGCUGUAUCCCCAGCUGCUGCCAGCCCCUCUGCUGCACCUCCUUACCCUGCCAGCAGUCCUGCUGUGUGCCCGUCUGUUGCACACCCGUCUGCUGCACACUCAUCUGUUGCACACCCGUCUGCAGCAGGCCCGUGUGCUGCAUGUCCAUCUCCUCUGGGGCCGCCCCCUGCCCAGCCCCCUCGUCCUGCUGCAGACCCUCCUCCUGCAUGUCCCUCAUCUGCCGCCCCGUGUGCUCCCGCGCGGCCUGCUGCAUGCCCAUCUCGGCCCAGAAGCCCUGCAUUUCAUCCAGCAUCCUUCUCUUUGGCCUGGUUGUCCUGCCCUAUCUCACCUCCCACCCACCGCCCACCAUGGCCGCGUCCACCCUGUCUGUCGGCUCCAGCGACCUGACCUACAGCAGCUGUGUCUGCCUGCCUGGUUCCUGUGACUCUUGCACGGACUCCUCCUGGCAGGUGGACGACUGCCCAGAGAGCUGCUGCGAGCCUCCCUGCUGCGUCCCCAGCUGCUGCCAGUCCUCCUGCUGUGUCCCCAGCUGUGGCCAAUCCAGCUGCUGUGUCCCCAGCUGCUGCCAGCCCCCCUGCCUGACCCUCGUCUGUGCCCCAGUGAGCUGUGUAUCCAGCCCCUGCUGCCAGGCGGCCUGUGGGCCCAGCCCCUGCCAAACAGUCUGCACCAGCUCCUGCACGCCCUCAUGCUGCCAACAGUCUAGCUGCCAGUCCUCCUGCUGCACCUCCUCCCCCUGCCAGCAGGCCUGUUGCACACCCAUCUGCUGUAAGCCCACCUGUUGCACACCCAUCUGCUGCAAGCCCCUCUGUUGCACACCCGUCUGCUCUGGGGCCGCCCCCUGCCCCUCGUCCUGCUGCAGACCCACCUCCUGCGUGUCCCUCAUCUGCCGCCCCGUGUGCAGGCCCGCCAGCUGCGUGCCCAUCUCCUCCUGCUGUGUCCCCGCUUCCUCCUGCCAGCCCAGCUGCUGCCGCCCGUCCUCCUGCAUGUCUGUCAUCUGCCGCCCCGUGUGCUUCCGCCCGGCCUGCUGCGUCCCCGCCUCGGCCCAGAAGUCCUGCUGCUGA
Rhinolophus ferrumequinum (greater horseshoe bat) is the source of this 1290-nucleotide messenger RNA. Its product is annotated as keratin-associated protein 10-4-like. The coding region runs from base 1 to 1290 and encodes 429 amino acids. The transcript has 3 exons. Gene Ontology annotation, cellular component: keratin filament. NCBI's taxonomy places the organism in Eukaryota, Metazoa, Chordata, Mammalia, Chiroptera, Rhinolophidae. The record is from RefSeq and is a predicted model, not a curated record.